Messenger RNA from Ricinus communis (castor bean), 2596 nucleotides. Its product is annotated as inorganic phosphate transporter 1-4. The transcript has a single exon. Gene Ontology annotation, cellular component: membrane. The record is from RefSeq and is a predicted model, not a curated record. Gene Ontology annotation, molecular function: phosphate transmembrane transporter activity. The coding region runs from base 813 to 2432 and encodes 539 amino acids. Lineage: Eukaryota; Viridiplantae; Streptophyta; Magnoliopsida; Malpighiales; Euphorbiaceae. Gene Ontology annotation, biological process: phosphate ion transport; transmembrane transport.
UUUUCCCAAGUUCCACUUUACAGCAGUAGCUUCAGCCACUACAGCCACUGGCCCUAUUUCUAUCAUCAAAAUCUCUUUCCUGACUAGCUUGGAGACCUGUUGCUCUUCUCUCUCUUUCUUAACAAUUAACGUCCACAAAGUCUAACAAUUAACCUCCACAGAGUCUUUGCAGCACCAAGAUCUCAACCUCCAGCUGUUUAUCCUUCAAGCAACGAAUCAACCCUAGCAAAAACCUAUUGUUAUUUCCAAAUGUCUUGUAUCAAUUUGGCCUAGGGCUCACUUGCACUUCUAAUCUUUUCAUGCAAGCAACGCAAGGAAUGUUGCGCUCAAGUUCAUUCUUGAAACCAUCUAUGUUUACUGUUAUAGAAAUUUAUUUAUUCGAUCAAUUUUUGCUUCUUCUUUCUGGAUUUGGUUGUUCUUGCUAAGAGCUGCAUUGCAUGCCGAGUUUUUGUUGGAAAAGUAAAAUCUAACUUCGUGUUGGAUAAUGAUUCUUUCUUUUUGUCCACUUUGUAAUAAAAAUCUAACACUGAUUCUUUUCUUUUCUUAAUGCUAAAUAAUAUCUUAUGAUUGAUAUAAUUCGUAAGGGAUAAGGAAUCUUCUUACAAGGUGUCCCAGAAUCAUAAGGAGUUCUAAACUCGUCCUGGAGUCGGAGUCAUAUAUGGAAGGAGUCCUAAACCUACUCCUACUAGGACUAUAUGGCCAAUACUACCCUAUAAAAAGAACCUACCCCUUGAUUUCAGGUUCAAAGAAACAAAGGUAAAAGAAAGGACAUUCUACUGAGUUUGAGAGAAAAACCUGGUAAACCUGACGCCAUGGCAGACUCACAGAUCGAGAUUCUCCACAAGCUAGACCAAGCAAAGACUCAAUUGUACCAUAUCAAAGCAGUGAUUAUCUCUGGCAUGGGAUUUUUCACCGAUGCUUAUGAUCUUUUCUGCAUCUCUUUAGUCACUAAACUCCUUGGUCGCAUCUAUUACCAUGUUGAUGUCUCACCGAAGCCUGGUAGUUUGCCUCCUAAUGUUGCUGCUGCAGUAAAUGGAGUAGCACUUUGCGGAACUCUUGCAGGACAACUCUUUUUUGGGCGGCUUGGUGACAAGUUAGGCCGCAAGCGCGUCUAUGGCAUUACUCUUCUGCUUAUGGUGGUCUGCUCUAUUGGUUCAGGCCUGUCUUUUGGACGCUCUCCCAAGGCGGUAAUAGGUACUCUGUGUUUCUUUAGGUUUUGGCUUGGUUUUGGUAUUGGAGGAGACUAUCCACUUUCUGCAACUAUUAUGGCUGAAUAUGCAAAUAAGAAGACUCGCGGGGCAUUUAUUGCUGCUGUUUUCGCCAUGCAAGGAUUCGGAAUUCUUGCUGGUGGUGCGGUGGCUAUGGUUAUUUCGGCAAUUUUUCGCUCUAUUUAUAAAGCACCAGCUUAUUCUGUCGAUCCAAUUGGUUCUACAGUGCCACAAGCAGAUUAUGUUUGGAGGCUAAUUCUAAUGCUUGGUGCCUUGCCUGCUGCUUUGACAUACUACUGGCGCCUGAAGAUGCCUGAAACUCCUCGAUACACUGCUUUAGUAGCCAAUAAUGCAGCGAAAGCUCGUCAAGAUUUGUUAAGAGUCAUGGACAUCGAAAUGCAAGUUGACAAGGAAAAAAUAACAUCGGAGACUACUACUAAUAAGGUGCUUGAUAGAAGCAACAAUUUCGGGCUGUUCUCCAAGCAAUUUCUCGCUCGCCAUGGAUUGCACUUACUAGGAACCGCAAGCACUUGGUUCUUACUCGACAUUGCAUAUUAUAGCCAGAACUUGUUUCAAAAGGAUAUUUUCAGUGCAGUCGGUUGGCUUCCACCAGCCAAAUCCAUGAGCACACUUGAUGAGCUUUUCAAGAUUGCUAAGGCACAAUUCUUCAUAGCACUUUGCGGCACAGUUCCAGGCUACUGGGUAACAGUCAUUCUAAUCGAUUAUAUCGGUCGUUUCACUAUUCAAUUAAUUGGAUUUUUCUUCAUGACAGUGUUCAUGUUUGCACUGGCAAUUCCAUAUCAUCACUGGACACUGAAAGAAAAUAACAUCGGUUUUAUAGUGAUAUAUGGGCUUACAUUCUUUUUUGCAAAUUUUGGGCCUAAUAGCACAACAUUCAUAGUGCCAGCAGAGAUAUUCCCAGCCAGGUUUAGAUCAACUUGCCAUGGAAUUUCAGCAGCUGCAGGGAAAGCGGGUGCAAUAAUUGGAGCUUUUGGUUUCUUGUAUGCUGCACAGAAUCAGGACAAGUCCAAGGCUGAUCCAGGGUACCCUGCUGGUAUUGGGAUGAAAAAUGCAUUAAUAGUUCUGGGUUUUAUUAAUAUAUUAGGUUUCUUGUUAACAUUCUUGGUUCCAGAACCAAAAGGCAGAUCAUUAGAGGAGAUUUCAGGAGAGAAUGAAGAAGGCGAUAAAGUUCAUCCCAUUGGAGUUGAGCCUGACAAUUUGUGAGCUUCUUGUUGUUGUUGUUUUUUGUUUUUCUUUUAUGCUAGUAGCCGUUAGCCGUUAGGGUGAGAAGAAUUUUCUUUGAUUAAGCAUGAUAAGAAGGUUCAUUUUUGUUUUCUAUAUCUAUUUAAAUAUUAAGAUUAAUAUCCACAUAAUGUGGAUAAUUCCAA